Molecule: messenger RNA, 948 nt
Organism: Aureococcus anophagefferens
Lineage: Eukaryota; Pelagophyceae; Pelagomonadales; Pelagomonadaceae
Exons: 1
Biological process (GO): rhamnose catabolic process; L-lyxose metabolic process
Molecular function (GO): xylose isomerase activity; L-rhamnose isomerase activity
Source: RefSeq, a predicted model, not a curated record
UUCGCGAGCCGGCUCAACUCCAUGAAGGACCGCCGCGACCUCGCCGGCGACACCGCGGACGACGUGUUGGGCUGGGUCGCGCGGCAGGGCACGAUCGCGGGCUUGGACCACGUCGACUUCAACUUCCCGCAGCACCUCGCGGGCCUCGACGCCGGCGCCGUGGCGGCCGCGCUGGACGACGCGGGCCUCACGUGCGGCGCCGUGUGCCUCCGGUACCCGUCGCCGGAGUUCUCCGCCGGCGCUUUGACGCACCCGGACGCGGCGGUCCGCGCCAAGGCCGUGGCGCUCACGGUCGAGGCCUGCGACUGGGCGGCGAAACUCGGAACCGACGAGGUCGUGGUCUGGUCCGCGUUCGACGGCUACGACUACGCGUUCCAGUGCGACUACGACGACCUCUGGGCGCGGCUCGUCGCGAGCUUCCGCGCCGUCUGCGACGCGCGGCCGGCGACGCGGGUGUCCCUCGAGUUCAAGCCCACGGACGAGCACACGCGCUGGUUCGCGGUGCCGUCGACGGGCGCGGCGCUGCUGCUCUGCGCGGACGUCGACCGCGCGAACUUCGGCCUGACGCUCGACGUGGGCCACUGCCUCGCCGCGGGCGAGAACCCGGCCCAGUCCGUCGCCGCCGUCGCCGCCCGCGGCCGCCUCUUCGGCGUCCAGCUCAACGACGGCUACACGCGCCUCGGCGCCGAGGACGGCCUCAUCUUCGGCUCCGUGCACGCGCUCGCCGCGCGCGAGGUCGUCUACUGGCUCCGCAGGGCCCGCUUCGCCGGCCACGUCUACUUCGACACGUUCCCGCGCAACGAGGACCCCGUCCGCGAGUGCGAGCUCAACAUCCGCCAGGUCCGGCGGCUCUACGACGCCGCGGGCGACCUCGACGUCGCCGACGCGCAGCGCCGCCACGACGCCCUCGGCGUCCUCGAGCUCCUCGAGGCGAGGGGGGACCUGUAA